CGGGAAUCAUACAAAAUAUCAGGCGUGAAAUCUAAUCAAUUGUGCCGGGGAAAGAUAAUCAAUUACUGAGGGGAAUCCGGCUAUUGGUCCUGAAAUUUCCCGUUAUAUUUCUCGGCCGGGAAAAGUUGGUCCGUCACAUGUGACACUUGCCCCACCAUAAUUUCCUGAGUUUUCUUCUUGCAGUACUCCACUUCACCGCAACAUCCGAUUUCCGACACCUUAUGGAUGGGUCGAAGACAUCUUACCUCGUUCCGAUGAUCCUGACUUCGCUGACAAGACCGACGAGCGUUUACUCUGGCGAGGGACGAAUACCGGUAUUCAUCAUUCUCCACGGACCCGCUGGCAGAGCUCUCAUAGGAACACCCUCGUGAGAACGGUCAACGAGGUUAAUGGAACUCUUGAUUUCCUCGUUCCACCUAAUCUUGGAUACGAAGAUCGACCUGUCGAUAACCCCAAGACGGCGCGGAGAGCACGAUUGAAUCCAGCGAUGAUGGAUGCGGCAUUCGUUCGAGAACCAUCGCAGUGUGACGAGCCAACUUGUAGCCAAAUGAAGCAGGUAUACGAGUACAAAAACAUGCAAAGUAUGAAAGCUGCAGGCAAUUACAAGUAUGUUCUCGAUAUGGAUGGCAACGGUUGGUCUGGUCGUUUCAAGCGUCUAAUGACCUCAAACUCCUUGGUUUUCAAGACCACUAUAUACCCCGAGUGGUUUGUAGACUGUGUAAAACCAUGGGUGCAUUAUAUUCCGGUGCAGGUGGAUCUAUCGGACCUCUAUGACUAGUUGAUAUUUUUUCGCGGGGACUCUAAUGGUGAAGGUGCUCAUGAAGAGCUCGCACGGCAGAUCGCAUUGCAAGGUCGGGAAUGGAGCAAAACGUACUGGCGCCGAGAGGAUAUCAUUGCAUAUUCCUACAGAAUGUUUUUAGAGUAUGCUCGGAUCAUGAGCCUCGAUCGAGAGGCAAUGGCCUACCAGGGCGAAGUCGAAAUACACUUUAAUCGAUGGAAAAAAGACGAUGCUAUCAUGCAGGACUCACUUUUGCAAUGAGAAUCUCCAUGGAGCUCCGAUUAAUUAGUCAAUUGCGCAACAUGCAACCUCCGCCCCCAGAACUCGCUCACAUAUAUAUAUAGUAUACAUGCAUGCUU
Molecule: messenger RNA, 1137 nt
Organism: Lentinula edodes (shiitake mushroom)
Lineage: Eukaryota; Fungi; Basidiomycota; Agaricomycetes; Agaricales; Omphalotaceae
Exons: 4
Coding region: 488-778 (96 amino acids)
Source: RefSeq, a predicted model, not a curated record